CCCUCAGCACCGACUGCACAGCCUGAUCUCUGCUGUCAGCUCACAGCCUGAGGCAGAUCUGUGCACCGUAGCCCCCCCAUGUUGCAUUCAGGAUGAGGGAAACCAGGCUUGAUGUACGAGUGGUUCAUACUCUGAUGACUGCAUCCAGACCCUCUCAUCAUCUUUCUGUCUCCCCUUCCUUCCAGCACCAUGCCUUUACUACAUUUGUCAAGGACAACAUCCACAAGAGGGAAUGCUUCCUCUAUGAAAAAGGUGACAGAGAGGAUAUUUGUAGGUGCGGCUACUCAAAGACCGAUCAUGUGGAUGAAGCCAUCAAGCCAGAGGACUUCACAGACGAGUCGUGGGACAGACACAAACAUAUCCGCGAAGUGCCCAGCGAUGCUUUCGGAGACAUCAGUUUUGGUGGUUUGGGACAGACGACUGGCAAGUAUGUGCGAGUGUCCACAGACACCAGCCCAGAAAUCCUGUACCGGUUAUUGACCGAACAGUGGAAACUUUCUCCUCCCAACCUGCUGAUCUCAGUGACCGGAGGGGCCAAGAACUUCUAUCUGAAGUCCCGUCUCAAGAACAUGUUCCACAGAGGUCUCAUCAAAGUGACGCAGACAACAGGUGCAUGGAUCAUCACUGGCGGUACGCACGCAGGUGUGAUGAAGCAUGUAGGGCAGGCUGUGAGGGACUACUCCCUGAGCUCCAUGAAGGGCCAAAUCGUGGCUAUCGGUGUCGCAACGUGGGGAACAAUUCACAACAGGGAAACUUUGGUGCAUCCAGAGGGUCGUUUUCCAGCCCAAUAUGUGAUGGACGUCAAGGGCCAGGGCCGAUUCUCAUGCCUUGAUAACAACCACACCCAUUUCCUGCUAGUGGACGAUGGGACCAAUGGAAAUUACGGUGUGGAGAUUGAACUGCGCAGCCAGCUGGAAAAGUGCAUCUCCAGAAAGCGCCUUGGAAACAUAGAAAGUGGCGUCAACAUCCCUGUGGUGUGUGUGGUGUUGGAUGGAGGGCCAGGCACUCUAAAUACCAUCUAUAAUGCCAUGCUGAACGGUACACCUUGUGUGGUCUUGGAGGGCUCUGGGAGAAUAGCAGAUGUGAUCGCCCAGGUGGCAACACUGCCAGUGAAGCGGGUCACCAUCGCCCACAUCCACGAGUUAAUGCAAAAGUUCUUUGGCCCAGAGUAUGACAAGUUCUCCGACCGCAUGAUUUUAGAAUGGACCAAGAAGAUUCAGGACAUCAUCAGGAUGCCUCAUUUGCUGACAAUAUUCAGGAUAAGCGAAGACAAUCAUGUGGGCGUGGAUGUGGCUAUUCUUCAAGGACUACUGAAAGCCUCAAAGAUGAGCGAGUCACUGGGGAUGGAGUCCUGGAAGAGGCAGCUGGAGCUGGCUAUAGCCUGGAACAGAGUGGACAUAGCUGAGACUGAGAUCUUCACUGAGGAGAGCCAGUGGAAGUCCAGUGACCUCCACUGGGCCAUGUUCUCCGCCCUGGUUGGCAACAAGCCUCAGUUUGUGAGUCUGCUGCUGGAGAACGGUGUGAGUUUGAGGGAUUUCCUGGAUGAGGAGACUCUGUGCGAUCUCUACAAGCAGCUGCCCAGCUGCAUCUUUCUCCGCAAGCUGGCCAAGCGGGUCCACAGCUCCUACCGCCGGAAGAAAACGUUCCGCAGGCGUAGAGUUCACUCAGGGCCAGGCCAAAUGAUCUCCAUGACUCAUGUCUCUGAUGAGGUGCGCAAACUGCUGGGCAGUUUCACCAAGGCCUUGUACCCUGACCCUCCCUCCAACACGACAUACCACUGCAACAUGUUAAUGGAGGACACGUCUGUAUCACUGUCUAAAACUGAGACGGGUUCCAAAGCUUCUCUCAAGGAGGAGGAAGUUAAAGAUGAGAGGGACCCGGGCAGAGACCUUUUCCUUUGGGCUAUCCUCCAGAACAACAAGGAGCUGGCUGAGAUCGCCUGGGAGCAGUGUAGAGACUGCAUGUCUGCUGCUCUGGCUGCCAGCAAGAUCCUGAAGACGAUGGCAAAGGAAGGAAGUGAUGGUGACGAGGCAGCGGCCAUGAAGGAGCUCGCCGAUCACUAUGAGAAACACGCCAUGGGUGUGUUCAGCGAGUGCCAUAACUGCGACCAGGAGCGGGCUCAGAAGCUGCUGGUUCGUGCGUCUCCGUCCUGGGGGAAGACAACGUGCCUGAGGCUGGCUCUGGAGGCUGAUGAUAAAAGCUUUGUGGCUCAGUCAGGUGUUCAGGUUCUUCUGACACAGAUCUGGUGUGGGGAGCUUUCAGUGGAGAACCCUGUAUGGAGAGUUCUCAUCUGCAUGGUCUUCUCUCCACUUAUCUACACCGGCUUUCUGGUUUACAGACGUGAUGAAAUCCUCCAGAGAGAAGCUGAGAAAAACGAGGAAAUCAAGACAGUGGAGACAGUGACAGGAAGUACACUUCGAACUAAUUCUCGGCGUCUUGACCCCUCCAGCGAGCGGCUGAAGCCUCUGGGCCCCUGGUCCAGGCUGGUCUGCCUGCACAGCUCUCCGCAGGUCAAGUUUUACUGGAAUAUUGUCUUUUACUUUGCCUUCCUUUUCCUGUUUGCUGUGGUGCUGAUGAUCGACUUCCAGGAUACGCCCUCUGCUGGAGAGGUGCUGCUUUACAUCUGGCUCAUGUCUCUGGUGUGUGAGGAGGUCAGACAGCUGUUUUAUGAUCCUGAUGGCUUUGGGUUUCGUAAAAAAGCCAGGAUGUACUUAAACGAGCUGUGGAAUAUUCUAGAUGUUUUGUCCAUCCUGCUGUUUAUUAUCGGCCUCGCAUUUAGGCUGACGACUGAGCUGUUCUACGCGGGUAAAGUCCUCCUCUGCAUCGACUUCGUGGUCUUCUGCCUCCGUCUCAUGGCCAUCUUCACCAUCAGCAAAACCCUGGGACCCAAAAUCAUCAUCGUCAGGAAGAUGAUGAUGGACAUGUUCUUCUUCAUGUUCCUGCUGAGUAUCUGGGUGGUGGCGUACGGCGUGGCCAAACAAGGCAUCCUCAUCCACAACGACAAUCGCCUGGGCUGGAUUCUCCGUGGAGCAGUUUAUGAGCCGUACCUCAUCAUAUUUGGGGACGUUCCUGAUAAUAUUGAUUAUGCUGAAUUUGACAUAGAGAAGUGCACUAUGAAUGGCAGCGAUCCUCUGAAGCCCAAGUGUCCUGUGCUGAAUGAAAACCAAAUGCCGGCCUUCCCUGAGUGGCUCACCAUCAUCAUGCUUUGUAUUUACUUGCUCUUUGCCAACAUCCUGCUGCUCAACCUGCUAAUAGCCAUCUUCAACUUUACGUUCCAGGAGGUUCAGGACAACACAGACAGAAUAUGGAAGUUUCAGAGAUAUGAGCUGAUCAAGGAGUACCACAGCCGCCCUGCUGCGCCUCCUCCUUUCAUCAUCUUCAGCCAUCUUUACAUCUUCGUCAAGAACGUGGUGCUGUGCAGGCCCCCCUUAAGAAGCACAGACUUUAAGUGCGAGCUUCCUCCAUCGGAGGAAGAGGAGCUGUUGUCCUGGGAGGCCCUGAUGAAGGACAGAUACCUGCUGUCCACACAGGAGGAGCAGAGCCAGAGCAUGGAGCGACGCAUCAUGGACACGGCCCAAAAGGUUACCACCAUGAAUGAUCUAAUGGAGAGGGAAGAGGAGGAGCAAAGACUGGCUCGACUAGAGGACCAGGUCGUCCAGUCAGCCAGAGCCCUGCAGUGGAUUAUGGAAAGUCUGAAAUGUCGGGGUUUUGCUGCAAAUGAACCACCACCACUGAUUUUAGCUGGAUCAGACGAGUCCCCUGACACUUUGAGAAAUGCAGAAAAGGAGGACAGGUUCCACAUAAAAGCCCGUCAGUUCCACUAUCCCAACAGUAAAGAGACACGCUUCCCUGUGCCUGAGGAGAAGGUGCCAUGGGAGGUCAGCUUCAGCUCAUACAGGCCGGUUAAAUACGCCUCUGAAGACGGUGGGGACCAGAUGGACGGAUCAGAAUCAGAAGACCCAGAUAUUCACAGGAACCCAGAAGGACGGACGGGCAUGAUGGGGCGCGGUGCACUCAGCCGCUUCGGUCCAAAUCUGAAUGUAGAACUAGUGCUGACACGUUGGUGUGAUGGCAAGAGAUCUGUUUUGCAGCACCUGGUGGUUUGGGAUGAGAGCCAUGGGACCUUGACUUUACCCUCGGGACCUGCCGAAUCUGCUGAUGAGUUGCCAGGGUCUCUUAAGAAAACCAUGGGAAAGAAGAUUUAUGAAAUAAUAAAUGCAAAAGUAUCGGAGGGAACAAAGGUGUUGGAUAGUGUUUAUGUGGAUGACUGCAGGAACACAGAUAACGCCUGGGUGGAAACCACCCUCCUAAACAUUCACCUGGACAGAAUGGACCUGACGGUGAUGGACAUCGACAGUUUGGUGACGAGCAGCCACGGCGCUCUUCAGUGGCGUGAGGUGAGCGGCAAAACCCGACUCAGCCCAAACCAAAGAGAGUCCCUGCGUUACGUUGCAGAGCUGCACAACACGAAGUUCUGAAGUUCAACACUGCUGUAGCUGUAAAUGUGCCUUUCUGUCCAUCCACAGGGUUUAUCUGCCUGCUAAUGUGGCCUUUUGCGAAAGGGAAAGUUUGGAUUUAUUGACGUGGGGUUGUAUGAGGUACUUAUCCAGUCUUAGAUUAGACAGACUGUGCAUAAGUACCCCAUAAAACUCCAUUUUAAUAAAUGUGAAACCCUUAAAGCUGACUAUUUUUGUUGCACUAAAAGCACUUGAAACAAGCCAAAAUAAAUGCUGCUGCUGCUGCUGUGGAUUAUUAUUUUUUCAACAAUUUACACAAAUGUCACAGGACAUUUAUAACUUUAUUUCACACUGCACUGAACACUUCAUGCAUGUGGAAGCAGUCGAAUGUGUGAACACUGAGAGUAAAUAAAUCUUCACAUGAGUAUUUCCAUUUUAUGCUCCUUCUAAAGACAUCUAUCAGACAGUAUAGUUACUCAUUACUUUUCCACACAAAACAUACAAAUGUGAGCCAUCAUAUUACUGUGUAUAAAAUAAUGCAUUGUUCUGGAUUAAAAUGCCACUUUAUGACACUAUAUUUAGUACUAAUGUCCAGCUCAGCCAGCUGCAAUAUCAAAACAUCACUUACAAGGUAUCAUCAUCAUAAUAAUCAAUCAAUACAUCAGUAAAUAAUAAUGCAAUAACAUGACUUACAGUAUACAAUCAUUUGAACGUCUGAGAGGCACUGCAUUGUUAAGACUGUUAUUUUUGAUAUUUUGGUGCUAAUAUGUCUAUACUUUUACCUGAUUAAAGAUUUAAAUGGAAUGGUUGUAAUGGAUUAUUUUCUUUAUUUGGUGCUGAAUUUAUUUGAGGAGACAGUAUUUCUUCCAUCACUAAAUAUGCUCA
Messenger RNA from Centropristis striata (black sea bass), 5342 nucleotides. Its product is annotated as transient receptor potential cation channel subfamily M member 2-like. Gene Ontology annotation, cellular component: membrane. NCBI's taxonomy places the organism in Eukaryota, Metazoa, Chordata, Actinopteri, Perciformes, Serranidae. Gene Ontology annotation, biological process: calcium ion transmembrane transport. Gene Ontology annotation, molecular function: ligand-gated calcium channel activity. Bases 93 to 4478 code for a protein of 1461 amino acids. The transcript is spliced from 32 exons. The record is from RefSeq and is a predicted model, not a curated record.